Chrysoperla carnea is the source of this 2179-nucleotide messenger RNA. It is a transcript of the gene Lis-1, whose product is annotated as lissencephaly-1 homolog. Bases 190 to 1431 code for a protein of 413 amino acids. The record is from RefSeq and is a predicted model, not a curated record. The transcript has 8 exons. NCBI's taxonomy places the organism in Eukaryota, Metazoa, Arthropoda, Insecta, Neuroptera, Chrysopidae. Gene Ontology annotation, molecular function: protein binding.
AUAACUAGAUAUUGUAUGAACGUCAAAUCAUAACUAGUUGUGAACCAUUGUCAGUUUUAUAAAAAUAUUCGUGUGUGUUAAUUUACAUUGUAAGUGAAUAUUUUGUUAAUUAUUAUGGAAUCUAGAAUCUAAGGCACCUGGUAAUUCUUUUCUAAACAUUUUUCCCACUGACGGUUUUUGAAAACGAUCAUGAAAAUGGUGUUGUCACAACGGCAGAGGGAGGAGCUAAACAAAGCUAUCGCUGAUUAUUUAAGUACCAAUGGAUAUAUGGAUGCUUUAGAAGCAUUCAAAAAGGAAGCCGAUAUGCCUGGUGAAGUUGAACGUAAAUUUGGUGGUUUGCUUGAAAAGAAAUGGACGUCAGUUAUUCGUUUGCAAAAAAAAGUCUCAGAAUUAGAAAUGAAACUAUCCGAAGCCGAAAAAGAAUUUAUCGAAGGUGCACCAACCCGUAGUAAACGAUCUCCGAAUGAAUGGAUUCCACGUCCACCAGAAAAAUAUUGUCUUACGGGACAUCGAGCGCCUGUCACAAAAGUUAUAUUUCAUCCUAUAUUUAGUAUAAUGGUUUCGGCAAGUGAAGACGCUUCACUCAAAGUGUGGGAUUUCGAAACUGGUGAAUAUGAGCGAACUUUAAAAGGUCACACAGAUUCCGUACAAGAUAUUGCAUUCGAUCAUACUGGUAAACUUUUAGUAUCUUGUAGUGCAGAUAUGUCAGUGAAAUUAUGGAAUUUUUCACAGACAUAUGAAUGUAUGAAAACGAUGCACGGUCACGAUCAUAAUGUGAGUAGUGUGGCAUUUAUGCCAGCUGGUGAUUUUGUCGUUUCAUCGUCGCGAGAUAAAACAAUUAAAGUGUGGGAGGUAUCCACUGGGUACUGUGUUAAAACAUAUACAGGCCACGCAGAGUGGGUUCGUAUGGUAAGACCUUCCCCCGAUGGUUUUUAUAUUGCAUCAUGCUCAAAUGAUCAAACAGUUCGAGUUUGGAUGACAAAUAGCAAAGAAUGCAAGGUUGUAUUACGUGAUCAUGACCAUGUUGCCGAAUGUAUUGCAUGGGCACCAGAUUCAUCAUUCAACGAAAUAAAUGAAUCUAGUUCAAAGGAUAAUAAGAAGAGUGUUGGUUCAUAUCAAGGACCAUUUUUGGCAUCUGGUUCAAGAGAUAAAACAAUACGUGUAUGGGAUGUAGCAAUUGGUGUUUGUGUAUUUACAUUAAUUGGUCAUGAUAAUUGGGUACGUGGUAUUGUUUUUCAUCCAGCUGGUAAAUUUUUAAUAUCAGCUAGUGAUGAUAAAACAUUACGAGUAUGGGAUAUUCGUAAUCGACGUUGUGCUAAAACACUCGAAGCGCAUAAACAUUUUUGCACAUCUGUUGAUUUCCAUAAAACUCAUCCGUACGUAAUUACUGGCAGCGUCGAUCACACAGUCAAAGUGUGGGAAUGUCGCUAAAUGAAAUAAAAUAUAUAACUACAAAAUAACUUAAAUAAUCGUUUGUCCUUGCGCUUGUUUUUCUCGAACAUUUAUUAAAAAAUAUAAAUUCAAAACAUACAAAAAAAUGCUCUAUGUCGCCCCGUAUUACUGUUAUAUUAACUUAUAGCCGAAUUAUAUUCCAAGAAAAAUAUAUAAUUCCACUUCAUAUAAAUCUAUUUUGACAAAAAACAGUAAUAUUAAAACAAAACCAUUUACAAGAUGAGUCCGGAGAAAGGCAGCAACUUUCAGGAUAAUAUAUAAUCUUCCUAUAAAAGUAGGAUAGAAAACUUUUUGGAUUAUUUUUGUGUUCAAAAUUUAUUUCUAGACCAUGUUGUUUACGAAGAAGUCAUCCAAACAAUGUGGAAGUAAAGAUAAGCUGCGCUGGCGGUAUAGCUCUUAUUGUUAAUACCAUUAGCGCAAGCCUAAGUGAUAUUCGAACAACACUGCAAAUCGAAAAGAAAAAAACCGAUAUUUGCUGCAUUCUCCUUAAACAUAGUCUGUAUAGACUGUCACCUUUCAUCAUAAUUCUCAUGACUCCGUAUAUAUAUUUAUCUACCUAUUAUCCUUGGAGAAGACACUAGAGUUUUUUAAAAUUAUAUUGCAUAUUUAUAUAAUCUUUUUAGAAGGAUAUGAUAUGAUCGUCACUAUAAAAAAAUACCACUUAAGAUUUGAUGAUACCUUAAAAACUCAUUUUUUAAACAUAAGUAAUUAGUUUUGUUUUCUUUUA